AUGAUUUCUUUGAGAGGAAUAUUUGCAUUUAUCCUUUUACCAAUUAGAUUAUUAUUUGUUUUAAUCAAAUAUCCAUUCUUUGGAGGAAUAAACAAUUUAUAUAAGAAUGAUUUAAUCAAUUCUUUGAAAUUGACUUUUUAUCAAGCAUUAAUUAAUUUCCCUCUUAAUGAUGUUUAUAUUUUCACAUUAAUAUCUAGUGAAUUUAUUAUCAAUAAAGUAAUUGGGAAAUUAUAUCCUAGUUUAACUAAAAAUUUAUCAAAUUAUGGUGAAAAAUUUGAUAAAAAUAGUUAUUGGCUAAUUGAAAAAUCAAAUAGAUCAUCUAAUGAUCCAAUAUUAAUUUAUUUACAUGGUGGUGGUUAUUUUCUUGGUAUUAUACCUCAACAAAUUGAAUCAUUAAUAACAACUUAUUAUUUAUUAGACCCAAUUAAACAGAGGAAUUUAUCUAUAUUAAUAUUAGAUUAUAAAUUAACAUCUCAUGGUUAUCCAAUUCCUCAUCAAUUGACUCAAUUACUUGAAACUUAUACUAAUUUGGUUAAACAAGGUAAUGAAAAUUUUUUAUUAAUGGGUGAUUCUGCUGGUGGUAAUUUAGCUAUAACUUUUACUCAAUAUUUAAGAUUAUCAUCAAAUAAUAAUAAUAAUAAUAAUAGUAGUAAUAGUAAUAGUUCAAAUUUACCAUAUCCUAAAUCAUUGAUUUUGAUUAGUCCUUGGGUUAAAUUAAUUGCUGAAACUUAUCAAAAUACUCCUGGACAUUCUUAUUAUAAUUAUUCAUCGGGUGAUGUGAUUCAAUUUGAUAGAUUUUCAAGUAGUGAAUUAUAUCAAAAUCUUCUUGGUACUGAUACAAAACUUAAUUCUUUAACUGUAUCUCCAGGAAAUUGUCUUUAUUCAAGGGAAGAUUGGGAAAAUAUUCCUACUUAUAAUCAACUUGGUCAUUCAGUGUUUGUAAUUUCUGGAGAACAUGAAACUUUCCGUGAUGAUAUUUUACAAUGGUGUAAAUAUUCAUUAAAUUAUCCCGUUGAUGAAUUGAAUUUUAAAGAUUCUAAUGGUGAAUAUGAUCCUAAAAUUCAUAAAUAUAUUAGAAAUGAUGAAAAAUCAGCUUAUAUUGAUAUUAACAUUAUUCCUUGGGGGUUACAUGAUUAUUUAAUUUUUGAACAUACAUUGAUUGGGAAAUUGAAAUUGGAUCCUAGUUUGAAACUUCAAUCAAUUAAUAAAAGGAAAUAUUUUGGUACUUUAAGUGUGGUCAAUUUCCUUAACACUAUAUUACCUGGAGAAAACUGA
Messenger RNA from Candida dubliniensis CD36, 1275 nucleotides. Its product is annotated as steryl deacetylase. The transcript has a single exon. Lineage: Eukaryota; Fungi; Ascomycota; Pichiomycetes; Serinales; Debaryomycetaceae. The coding region runs from base 1 to 1275 and encodes 424 amino acids. The record is from RefSeq and is a predicted model, not a curated record.